This is a messenger RNA of Phyllostomus hastatus (greater spear-nosed bat), 1816 nucleotides long. RefSeq names its product RRAD and GEM like GTPase 2 (gene REM2). Gene Ontology annotation, molecular function: calcium channel regulator activity; GTP binding; GTPase activity. The coding region runs from base 88 to 1110 and encodes 340 amino acids. The transcript is spliced from 5 exons. The record is from RefSeq and is a predicted model, not a curated record. Gene Ontology annotation, cellular component: plasma membrane. NCBI's taxonomy places the organism in Eukaryota, Metazoa, Chordata, Mammalia, Chiroptera, Phyllostomidae. Gene Ontology annotation, biological process: negative regulation of high voltage-gated calcium channel activity.
GGGUGGCAUUUGAAGGGAAAAGCUGACAGUGCUGCCAAGUGAGGGAGCGGGUGCUGCGAGGCGCCGCCGGGCUGCACACGCACGCCGAUGCAUUCGGACCUGGACGCCGACAUGGACACGGACACAGAAACCACAGCACUCUGCCCCUCCGGCAACCACCAGGCCUCCCCGCCAGGGACGCCCACACCAGAAGCAAAUGCCACACUGCUGAAGAAGCAAGAUAAACUGCUGGCAGAGCUGGACCGGAGUGAGCCACCCUCUGCCCCAGGGGCCCCCAGACGAAGAGGCAGUAUGCCUGUCCCCUACAAGCACCAGCUGCGGCGAGCCCAGGCUGUAGAUGAACUUGACUGGCCACCUCAAGCCUCGUCCUCUGGCUCCUCUGACUCCUUGGGAUCAGGGGAGGGAGCCCUUACCCAAAAGGACAGCAUCUUCAAGGUCAUGCUGGUGGGGGAAAGCGGCGUGGGCAAGAGCACCCUAGCAGGCACUUUCGGUGGUCUCCAGGGAGACAAUGCUCAUGAGCCAGAGAACCCAGAGGACACCUAUGAGAGACGCAUCACGGUGGAUAAGGAGGAAGUGACUUUAGUUGUCUAUGACAUCUGGGAACAGGGGGAUGCAGGAGGGUGGCUGAGGGACCACUGCCUUCAGACCGGGGAUGCCUUUCUCAUCGUCUUCUCAGUCACUGACCGACGAAGCUUCUCCAAAGUUCCAGAGACCCUACUUCGACUCCGGGCUGGGAGGCCCCACCACGACCUUCCUGUCAUCCUGGUUGGAAACAAGAGUGACCUGGCCCGCUCCAGGGAGGUCUCACUGGAGGAGGGCCGCCACCUAGCAGGAACACUGAGCUGCAAGCACAUCGAGACAUCCGCCGCGCUGCACCACAACACGCGCGAGCUCUUCGAGGGAGCAGUCCGCCAGAUCCGGCUGCGGCGCGGCCGGAGCCGCGCAGGGCUCCAGCGGCAGGAGUUGGGCAGCCCCAAGGGCGCCACGCCAUCUGCGCGCCGCGAGAGCCUCACCAAGAAGGCCAAGCGCUUCCUCGCCAACCUGGUGCCCCGCAAUGCCAAGUUUUUCAAGCAGCGCUCCAGGUCAUGUCACGACCUCUCCUCGCUCUGAGCCGCCGUCGCCAUGGUGACCUCGGUCGCCAUGGUGACCACUCACUCAGCUUGACCCCUCGCCUAGCCCCUCCCCGCCCUGCCCCGCCCCUAUCGGGCUUCCUUUGCGAAGACCGGCUAGGAAACCAAAAGCUCCCAGAACGCCCGGGUUUGACCGUGGGGCUUGCAGGGAGGUCUUCGGAUACAUCCUCCUCCUCUCCUACCCCCAGCCCGGGCACCUGGGAGGCAGGACUCGGAACCAGCGGGGCACACCGUGGUGGGCGGGCGGAGCGGUUCUGGUGGGCUGGAAGGAAAAUCGUUUUGCAAGAUAUUUUGUUUUUUAUUACUUCGCGCUUGACCACCUCUCCUGCAAAGAGAUCCUAAAGCCGAGAACUACAAAAGUGCUUUGUAGACUCCUUUACAGGGUUUUCCACCUUUGUACUCUACACUAAUAUGCCUCACCUUUAAGAGAUUCUUAAAGGUAAAUACACGGAGACCCUUCUCGGAGACUUUUCCUAAAACGUUCUGGCUCUUACCUGCUGCACUUGUUCACGUGCCUUUAAGAAGUUAAAGGCAAGGGUCUGGAAGUGCUAGUUGUGAGAAUUAUUUCUCUGGUUUAUCACUACACCAUGGCACUUCUCCUUUAAGGCUAUUAAAGGUGAGGUGUGGACAGUCUUUUGCCUUCAGAUGCCAGCGUGAGGAGCUAAGCGGGUGGUACCCCCCCCUUU